This is a messenger RNA of Solenopsis invicta (red fire ant), 7971 nucleotides long. It is a transcript of the gene Apf, whose product is annotated as bis(5'-nucleosyl)-tetraphosphatase [asymmetrical]. The record is from RefSeq and is a predicted model, not a curated record. Gene Ontology annotation, molecular function: bis(5'-nucleosyl)-tetraphosphatase (asymmetrical) activity. The transcript is spliced from 3 exons. Gene Ontology annotation, biological process: ATP biosynthetic process; AMP biosynthetic process. Lineage: Eukaryota; Metazoa; Arthropoda; Insecta; Hymenoptera; Formicidae. The coding region runs from base 3764 to 4780 and encodes 338 amino acids.
AACUAUUUCGUAUUUCAUUUGAAUCCAAAAGUAAUAUAAUAGAGACGAGAAUGCAUUCGAAUUCAAAAUAAUGAAUAGUGUAUUUCAUAUUUCAAUCCAUUUAAGUCUAUUUGAAUCCAAAAAUACUCCGAGACUCUAAAGCGCAAACUCGAAUAAAUUAAAAUAAAUUGCAAUUUAUAAUUCAUUCUACAGUAAAAAUUUUUGUUAAUUUUUGUACAAAUUGGAACAUUUUUCAGAAAUUGAUAUUCAAAAAGUCUAUUUUUUUCAGAAUUUUUUAUACAUAUAGAUUUUAAAAUAUUUUGAGAUUUCUCAUCCCAUAAUUUCUAAAACUUAACUUUUAGAUUUUAUAAUAUUUUAUCAAUGUUAUAAAACAAAAAAUAUUAUUCUGAAUUUUUCCGGAAAAUGUUCCCCAAUUCAUAUAGAAAAUCUGAGAAAAAUUUUCUUUUAUAGGGUUUUAAUUUAUUUUCGUUUACUGGGUAGAUUAUAUAUAUAAAAAAAGCUAUGCAAUGUAAUAUUGUAACGAGAUACCUAUAUUAUCAUUAACUAAAAAAUUCCAUAUUCAAGUUUAAGGCUAAGAGCACAGAAAAAUUUAAACAGUAAGACAGAGCAUUUAAAAAAAUCAACAUGUUUUGCUACUACUUAUAUAUCACUGUUUAAAUUUUUGACUGUAAUUGGCUGAUACAUUAACUGUUUAUGUUUUUUUAUGUGCUUUUAGCAUAAUAGUGACAUUACAUGAUGGAAUCAUUCCAUUAUUAGAACUUAAAAGGGUACUCAGGUACUGUCCUAUAACAAAUGGAACUUUAAAAAGCGAAAUCUUGGAAAAGAAAUAGAGUGGAACCCAACCAAUCAGAAUAAUGUAAGUUUAAUGCAUUUUAAUCUUUCGAUGGCUGGGUUCCCCAUAAAGUAACUUAUAGCGUUUUUCACUAGGAAAACUAGUGCGCACUGAGUGUGCACUCGCUGCAGGUAAUUGGGCGUUUCCGUUGACACCAUCAUCGCGCGAACAGAAACGUCCAGUUGCCAGCGGCGAGUGCACAUUCAGUGCGCACUAGUUUUCCCAGUGAAAAACGUUAUUACAGAAAAUGAAAUGAUAUUAAGUUUGUUCGCGUUGCUUGAAAUCCCCAAGAAUUUUUGCACUUAAAUAUGAGAUAAAAAUACAUUUGAGCAUAGAAGAAAAACAAUGAAAAUACUGGGUGCAAAAUCUAAGCAACGUGAACAGACUUAUUCUAAUAGUCUUUUAAUUUCGAAAAUUUCUUCAUUAAAAUUUCGUCUUUCAUAAUGCAAAAAAACAUCUAAAUUUUAUUUUAUAUGGAUUCUUCUACAAUAGUAGUUAUUUAUAACAGAAAAUAAUAGAAAAUGUUUUUAAUCAUUCCUUGAGCAACAAUCAUCAGAAAAUCGAAACAUGCUUAGCUUACAUGAAUCUGAUUGGUUGAUUUCUACUCCACUUAACCCUUUUGUCCCAAACGGUACACAUAUGUAUGUACCAGCAUCAAUAUUUAUAUUCCGAGACGAAAGGAUUAAGCGACGUCUACAAUGGGGUCGUAGAGUCGCAGGAGCAGUUGUAAAUUUCUGUAUUUUCGGUCGUAAUCGUAGGUUGUUUUCCUUUUAAAAGACAAAUCGACACAAGUUAAUACACUCGAAUACAGUCUGACACUCCUUUUGAAUAGAGUCAAAAAGUGUCGAUUGAGUUUGUAAAUGGAAAGCGAAGUGUGUCGCUUUGUAUUAAAAGUGUCGACUGUGUUAUCUAAAAAAACAGCCAUAGUCGCUCGGAGUUCUUCUUAGGCAAUAUUGGCACCCGCUUCUGAAUCUUGCACCAGAAGCGUUACGGCCAUCCCCCAAGUAAAAAUAUUAAAAGCAAAGUCAAGAACUUUCGAGUUGUGUUUAAAUAUAAAUCGGUAUUAGAAAAUAAAGUCAGUAUCAGAGAAUCAGUUAGAAGAUCAAAGCACGAAGGAUAACAACAGCUGUUCGGGCUGGCCGAUUGUGAUGCAAUCGACGGUUAAAAGAAUAUUUCGGUAACGGACAAACACGUUCGAACACGCUAGACUCGCAAUGACGACUGUUACUCGGAGUUGAUUCAAUUCCAAUUCCAGAGACUAUCGUCACUGCGACUGACCAAUCACAAGAGAGCAUGAUAUAUUGCGUAUUAACAGAAACUUCAUGGUGGAUUUACGACCGCUCCUGCGACUCUACGACCCCACUGUAGACGCCGCUGUACUUUUCAGACUCUGCUUUCUGGAGUUCGAAGUUUUGACUGUUAUGAGAUAGUAGUCUGAUUUUCCAAUUAUUGGCCGUCAUGUCAUUGCAGCAACGUGCUUGUGGUCUUGUAAUUUUUCGUCGAUUUCGAGGUACUAUUCAGUACCUGCUAAUGCAGACAUCAUACGGAGAACAUCACUGGACUCCGCCUAAAGGAAAAACAUAUUAUCGUUUGCGAACAGUUUUACAACCUGGCAAGUGGCAAGAAAUGAUAACUGAUAAAUUUUGGGAAGCCACGCAUAUGAAAUGUGGUUUUCAAUUCAAAAAUCAUUAUAUUUCUGGCGAUGCUAAAUCUGGCGUUAUUAAUGAUUGUAAUUUUAACGAUAUAAAUAACAAUAUAAAUGUAUAAAUAUAAAUACAAAUAAAUGUAAAGAUAUAAAGAUAUAAAAGUAAAAACAUAAAUGUAUAAAUAAAAUAAAUAUAACAAUAUAAUAAUAAAUAUAAUAAGUUUUUUUAUUUAAAAAUAUUUUUUUAGGUUAUUGUAAAUGCGGCAGUACAUUAAAAUGUAUCAUAGAGGAUACUGAUCCAUCUGAUGAUUGUGUGAAGUUAAACUGCACAUAUAUACAAGGAAGAGGAAAUUGUAAGAAACGAUAUUUAAGAAAUCCGACAAGAAGAAUUAUUGGCAAGGAAUUACAAAGUAAAUCAGUCCAUGUGUAUCGUGCAGAAAAAGCAAAAGUGUUAAUGGCUGAGGGAGAUGCAGAACCUCCUCACUUAUAUAGCUCUCCUGUUUUACAUAAAGCGAAAUCAGAAGCAGCAAUGGCAGAUUAUGUAGAUCCAGAUGCUCUUAAAGCACUCAUUAUUUUAAAAUCAACAUCAUUGAGGAAUAUAAUCCAUAACAUUGGAUUAGAUCCUGUUUUUGUGCAUUAUUGGAGCAAUCACCAAUUAAAUGUAUACAAAAAAUAUGCCAUUGAAAAUAAUGCAUGUAUAUCGAUAGAUGCAACCGGUAGUAUUAUUAAACACUUAUAUAAAGCGGAUGGAUCAGUAUCGAGACAUAUUUUUCUAUAUCAUUGUGUCAUUAAUUGCAAAAGUGGACAAUUUUCUAUUUGUCAAAUGGUAAGUGAAAGUCACAAUGCAAACUCCAUUCAUUUUUGGUUGGCAGAGUGGAUACGAUCUGGUGCACCUGUGCCUAAAGAAGUGGUAUGCGAUUCAUCAAGAGCACUAUUAAUUGCAAUUAUUCGCGCGUUUACAGGCUACCUUAAUAUAGAAGAUUACGCAGAUGCAUGUAAAAAUUCUAACCUUCCUAAAUGUUAUGUUAGAAUAGAUGUGGCACAUUUUGUAAAAAAAUACUCAAAUUUUUUGAAAACUUUAAAUAAACUUUAAAUAAAAGAGUGAAAAUAUUUUAUCUGGGUGCAAUAGGUCAACUGAUAUUAAGCAGAAAUGUUCUAAGUGCAAAAGAAGUAAUACAAUCUAUCUUUAUAAUAGCACUAUCAAAAACUGAUGGUAAAAUACUGGUUAAAUACUGGUGAUCUUACUCAAUGUGACAAAGCACGUAUUAGGUAAAUUAACAACUUUAAUGACUAAUAUUAAUGAAUUAGAAGUAGACAAUUUUGAGACAAAUAAUAAUAGUGCUAUAUUCGAAAUGGAAGGUGCCACUGAAACAGAUAGCUUUAAUCCUUUCGAAAAUUCAUGGACCAUAUGGGGCAAACAAAUUUUAAACGAUGUUAAAUCAUUAAUUACUAAGGAUGAAGGUAAUAGAAUAAAUCCACUUUAUUUUCCACAAUUAGUGGAUCGUCUUCUAGUUGAUAUAAAAUUAUUACCACUUUGGACAAAUAUUAAUACUGAUAAAUUCGGUUAUGGUCGCAUACCUGCUUCUAGUGCACUGGUCGAAAGUGAAUUUAACAAAUUAAAAUCCUUAGUAUUAAAAAAUUGUCCACUAUUGCGCAUUGAUUCAUUCAUUCAAAAGCACGUUAAUUAUUUACAUGGUAUCAUGAAGAUUGUUAAUGUACCUGAUCAAAAUUCAUCUGUUAACGCGAAAAAUGUAUCAUUAACUCAUACGUCUUUAACAGAGCCUACAACUACUAAUUUAUUAAAUAAUUCAUGUCCUGCAUGUAAGAAUAACGAUGAACCAACAAAUGCACAUAUUUGUUAUUUAUGCGAAAAAUCUGUUCAUGCAUUGCCUCAAUGUUCUUCAGUAUUUAAUGAUUCUGAAGAAGGUUAUGGCCAACGUCGUAUAUGCAUGACAUGUAAAAAUGUUGGAAAUAUAAAAAACAUCCUGGAAAGUCGAGAAACAGAAAAUUGGUGUGGUCUAGAAACAACAAAGUUAAAUAAAAAUAAAUCUUUAUAUCUCGGAAAAUAUCAACACAAAUUAAGAGAUUCUUUAAUAUGUAAAAAAUCUGUAAGAAUACCUAUUUUAAAAAAUGGAAAUAGUCUUGAUUUAAAAUCUUUACAUAUAAAUGAUGGCAAUUACACUAUAACUAAUACUUGUGCUUUCGACAGCAUAUUCCAAAUAUUACUUGCUGCAGGACAUGAUUUAAAUAAUUUACAAAUACAUAUGAAGAAAAUAGAAGACACAAAUUUGUUUUUUAAAUAAAUUAUAAACUGUAUAAAUAAUGUUAUUAGUCUUUUUUUUUGUACAAAUUACGCGCGGAAAUACUGUUAAAAAUAUUUCCUAUUUCUAAUGUUGGCGAUUGUAAUUACGUGAAUUGCGAAACAAAUGUUGGUUACCUAGCAAGUAUUCUCUUCAAAGAUAUUCCAAGUUUUGAAGAAAUAUCUUGUUGCAAUUCCGGUUGUCCACCACGACACAAGAAAUUGACUGUAAUACAAAUAGAUAGAUUGAAAAUCGCAGAAGCAGCAAUUUCUAAUAAUUUUAAUGAGAUAAUAAGGCAGAGUGUUUACCUGGAAGAACAUCCUUGUUGUUCAAAAAAUUGUCUUGGAGUUGAAACAACAACACUAUCUAAAACAGGCAAGUAAUUUUAAUUAUUAAUGAACAUAAAGUAAUUAGUUAUGAAAGUAUAAUAAAAUAAUGUAUUGUUUUGAAACAACAAAAAAUAUUAAUUUUAAUCAUCAUUAAAAUUAUUAAAAGAAAGACUAUAAGAAUCAAAGCACGGAUGUUAAGAUAUAUCACUAGUAAUAUCGCUAAAUUAAGGAUUCUAAAUUGCUCCAAAAAUGUUAUUUUUAACUUUGUUCUUUUCUUUUAUAAUAAAAAAGUUUUUAUAUUUUAAUACUUAUGUUUUAAUAGAAAUGUACUAUACUUACUUUCUUUUGAAUUAACAAUUAUUUAUUUUCCAGGAGAUAUUGUUGUUUUUGAAAUCUUCUCCACCACAGAAAAUGAUUCAGAAAUUAAAUCGAACAACAUCAAUAAAUCAUUCAAAAAUCCAUUGAAUGAAGUAAUAUAUAAGUUACUCGGAAUUGUAACUUAUAAAAGACCCGUUUCAACAAGAGGCAUACAAACAAUCGGACAUUAUACAGCUAUAUGCUUAAGAGUUGGACAAACAUGGGUCGAAUAUAAUGACCUAGAAAAAAAAGAAAGGAUUAUUAAAGAUAAAUCUUUAAUAACACCUGCCUUAUUAAUUUAUAAUUCUUAUAAUUCUUAAAAUUAAGAUUUAUAUUAUUUAUAAUAGUUUAGUAUUUAGUAUUAGAAUAGUUUAAAAUAUAAAAUUUGUUUAGUUUAAUUUCUACAAUAAAAUAUAAUACAUAUAAUUAUUUGAAUCUAUAUUUAAUUAUCCAAAAUACAUGCUGACAUCCGCCCAAACGGUGAUCAAGAAGACACUAUCGUUUCAAAGACUAAACAGGAAGAAUAUCUUCAUAAAUGUUUUGUAGUACAGAAACAGUAGUAAAUAAAAAGAUAAGAUAUUUCAUGUUGGCAGGACCACGAUUUUUUUUUAAUAACACAAAAAAAAUUUUCUUUGGUGGUACAAAAUAGUACAUAAUCGGUAGUAAAUAAAAAAGUAAAUUUGGUUCAAUUUAAUUAAUUAAAUUCUGAAAAAAUUGAAAGAGAAAUGCCUUAUUACGAAAUAGGGGUUGUUUUAAAGGGUUAAUGAAAAUAUUUUCAAGUUUUUUGAGUGGUACAAAUUAGUACAAAUUUUGUACUAAUGGAAUCUAUCGAUAUUUAUCAUUUUUUAAUCAUUUUUAUUGAGUUAUGUUUAUUUCAUGUUGGCAGGACCACGAUUUUUUUUUAAUAACACGGGGUACAAAAUUUUCUUUGGUGGUACAAAAUAGUACAUAAUCAGUAGUAAAUAAAAAAGUAAAUUUGGUUCAAUUUAAUUAAUUAAAUUCUGAAAAAAUUGAAAGAGAAAUGCCUUAUUACGAAAUAGAGGUUGUUUUAAAGGGUUAAUGAAAAUAUUUUCAAGUUUUUUGAGUGGUACAAAUUAGUACAAAUUUUGUACUAAUGGAAUCUAUCGAUAUUUAUCAUUUUUUAAUCAUUUUUAUUGAGUUAUGUUUAUUUCAUGUUGGCAGGACCACGAUUUUUUUUUAAUAACACGGGGUACAAAAUUUUCUUUGGUGGUACAAAAUAGUACAUAAUCGGUAGUAAAUAAAAAAGUAAAUUUGGUUCAAUUUAAUUAAUUAAAUUUUGAAAAAAUUGAAAGAGAAAUGCCUUAUUACGAAAUAGGGGUUGUUUUAAAGGGUUAAUGAAAAUAUUUUCAAGUUUUUUGAGUGGUACAAAUUAGUACAAAUUUUGUACUAAUGGAAUCUAUCGAUAUUUAUCAUUUUUUAAUCAUUUUUAUUGAGUUAUGUUUAUUUCAUGUUGGCAGGACCACGAUUUUUUUUUAAUAACACGGGGUACAAAAUUUUCUUUGGUGGUACAAAAUAGUACAUAAUCAGUAGUAAAUAAAAAAGUAAAUUUGGUUCAAUUUAAUUAAUUAAAUUCUGAAAAAAUUGAAAGAGAAAUGCCUUAUUACGAAAUAGAGGUUGUUUUAAAGGGUUAAUGAAAAUAUUUUCAAGUUUUUUGAGUGGUACAAAUUAGUACAAAUUUUGUACUAAUGGAAUCUAUCGAUAUUUAUCAUUUUUUAAUCAUUUUUAUUGAGUUAUGUUUAUUUCAUGUUGGCAGGACCACGAUUUUUUUUUAAUAACACGGGGUACAAAAUUUUCUUUGGUGGUACAAAAUAGUACAUAAUCGGUAGUAAAUAAAAAAGUAAAUUUGGUUCAAUUUAAUUAAUUAAAUUUUGAAAAAAUUGAAAGAGAAAUGCCUUAUUACGAAAUAGGGGUUGUUUUAAAGGGUUAAUGAAAAUAUUUUCAAGUUUUUUGAGUGGUACAAAUUAGUACAAAUUUUGUACUAAUGGAAUCUAUCGAUAUUUAUCAUUUUUUAAUCAUUUUUAUUGAGUUAUGUUUAUUUCAUGUUGGCAGGACCACGAUUUUUUUUUAAUAACACGGGGUACAAAAUUUUCUUUGGUGGUACAAAAUAGUACAUAAUCGGUAGUAAAUAAAAAAGUAAAUUUGGUUCAAUUUAAUUAAUUAAAUUCUGAAAAAAUUGAAAGAGAAAUGCCUUAUUACGAAAUAGGGGUUGUUUUAAAGGAUUAAUGAAAAUAUUUUCAAGUUUUUUGAGUGGUACAAAUUAGUACAAAUUCCGUACUAACUGUAUACGCUGUAUUUUUUAUUUAUAUUAAUUUUUUUUUUUUUGGUCCUGCUAGCUGAAUAUGAAGUUGGCAGCGCCACGAUUUUUUCGUAAAUGGCACGGGGUACAAAAUUUUUUUUUUUGGUACAAAAUAGUACAAAAUGAGUACUAAAUUUUCUGAUAAGUCGCAUUCGAUUCUGCUAAUUUGGUCCUGCCAACUUAUUAGAGGU